UGUGUGUGUAUAUAUAUAUGUAUGUGUGUAUGUAAACCCUCUGCAGAGUGUCAGGACAACCACAAAGAUGGAAGCCCUUCAGAUUUUCAUGGUACUGCUCUCCGUGUGGAGCCUCUCCAAUAGCCAAGAAUGUCGCCCAUAUCUCGUGGAGAACAUAGAUUUCCCAGGAACUGACAUAACAUUCCUCUACUCUCCUGAUGUGAAACACUGUCAGUAUCUGUGCACCGAGCACCCCUCCUGCCUCUUCUUUACCUUCAUUCGACAAGACUGGACAACAGAUAACAGGAACUUUUACUGCUACCUUAAAUCCACUCCCACUGGAGAGCCUAAUGUCCAGACUCCACUACUUGGUGUCACCUCUGGCUUUUCUCUCAAAACCUGCAACUUAAACUCAAAACCAUGUCUGUCUCAGGUUUACCAGGACAUCGACUUCUACGGAUCAGAUUACAGAUUCCUGUUCACGUCCAGCUCUGAUGAGUGUCAGACAUUUUGCUCCAAUGACCCGAACUGUCACUUCUUCACUUUUAUAAACGAUGCCUUCACACCAGAGAAAUACAGGUUUAAAUGUCACCUUAAACAGAGCUGGUCAAUACCACGGACUCUUAUUGUAAAGAAAGAGGUUGGCCUAGUAUCUGGAUUCUCUGAACAGCUACAAAUGAGUCCAUAUUUGGAGCCAGCGUGCCAGAGGAAGCUUUUUGCAAACACUGAUAUCCCAGGAAACAGCUUGGAGACCCUGCCUGCUGCCGGUGCUGAGCACUGUCACGCCCUGUGCUCUGCUCAUUCAACUUGCACCUACUUCUCUUAUGACAGCAAUGACUUCAACUGCUACUUGAAGAAGAAUCCAAAUGAAAUGGUGAAGAAGGCCAAAGUGGGCGUCACAUCUGGGAUUCCAUCGCGUUUCUGUCAGCUGGAUAAUGACUGGCUGAAGGUGGAUUAUGACGGAGUGCAUUUCCAUGGCUCUGACAUUCGCCACGAGAAGAUGCAGAAUGCAGACAAAUGUCGGAAGACAUGCACUGCAGAUCGUCAAUGCCAGUUCUACACCUACUUUAAAGAUUCCCAUUCCAACAGUGAUUACAGGGGACUCUGCUUUAUGAAGAGUGUCAUCACCAUGUCAGCUCCUCCUAAAGUUUCCAAACUCAACAAUGUUGUGUCCGGAUUCCCCCUGAAGAGCAAAUGCUAACGUGUGGAAUAAAUGUGUACAGAGCAAGAGUGACAACCCUCGUGCUCCCAGCAUUAUUUCCUUUCCAUAAAUCUAAAAUCUAUAAAUAUCAUAAAUCAUUAA
This is a messenger RNA of Solea solea (common sole), 1282 nucleotides long. RefSeq names its product coagulation factor XI-like. NCBI's taxonomy places the organism in Eukaryota, Metazoa, Chordata, Actinopteri, Pleuronectiformes, Soleidae. Gene Ontology annotation, biological process: proteolysis. The record is from RefSeq and is a predicted model, not a curated record. The transcript has 9 exons. Bases 68 to 1180 code for a protein of 370 amino acids. Gene Ontology annotation, molecular function: protein binding. Gene Ontology annotation, cellular component: extracellular region.